Saccharomycodes ludwigii is the source of this 732-nucleotide messenger RNA. RefSeq names its product Rab family GTPase YPT7 (gene YPT7). The record is from RefSeq and is a predicted model, not a curated record. Gene Ontology annotation, cellular component: vacuole; fungal-type vacuole membrane; phagocytic vesicle. The transcript has a single exon. NCBI's taxonomy places the organism in Eukaryota, Fungi, Ascomycota, Saccharomycetes, Saccharomycodales, Saccharomycodaceae. Gene Ontology annotation, molecular function: GTPase activity; GTP binding. Bases 1 to 732 code for a protein of 243 amino acids. Gene Ontology annotation, biological process: regulation of vacuole fusion, non-autophagic.
AUGUCUGGUGGAAGAAAGAAAAAUAUUUUAAAAGUCAUUAUAUUAGGUGACUCAGGUGUUGGUAAAACAUCUCUUAUGCAAAGGUAUGUUAAUGGUAAAUAUUCACAGCAAUAUAAAGCUACCAUAGGUGCUGAUUUUUUAACAAAAGAAGUUACAUUAGACGAUAGCAGCAGUCAUGUCAACAACAGCAAUAGCAAUAAUAACAGCAAUAAUAAUUUUAAUAAUGAUAAUAGCCGUACUCAACAUAAUAACAAUACUAGCAACGGCAGUAAAACUGCUACAUUACAAGUAUGGGAUACUGCAGGACAGGAAAGAUUUCAAUCAUUAGGUGUUGCCUUUUAUCGUGGUGCAGAUUGUUGUGUUCUAGUAUAUGACGUUACCAAUUUAAAAUCAUUUGAAAACAUUAAGGUGUGGAGAGACGAGUUUUUAUUACAUGCAAAUGUUAGUUCCCCAGAAACUUUCCCCUUUGUUAUAUUGGGUAAUAAAAUUGAUGUGGAUGAAGCCAAAAAAGUAGUUAGCGCCAGACAAGCUCAAGAUUUAGCCAAAGGUUUAGGUGACAUUCCUUUAUUCUUUACUAGUGCUAAAAGCUCAAUAAACGUUGAUAUAGCAUUUGAAGAAAUAGCUAGGAGUGCCUUACAACAAAAUCAACUAGAAGACGAUAUGUUCGAAGACGAUUUUAACGAUGCUAUCAAUAUCCAAUUAGAUAACGGACCAAGUUCUUGUCAGUGUUAA